Cryptotermes secundus is the source of this 1440-nucleotide messenger RNA. RefSeq names its product zinc finger protein 773-like. Gene Ontology annotation, cellular component: nucleus. Gene Ontology annotation, biological process: regulation of transcription by RNA polymerase II. The transcript is spliced from 4 exons. The record is from RefSeq and is a predicted model, not a curated record. Gene Ontology annotation, molecular function: DNA-binding transcription factor activity, RNA polymerase II-specific; zinc ion binding; RNA polymerase II cis-regulatory region sequence-specific DNA binding. Lineage: Eukaryota; Metazoa; Arthropoda; Insecta; Blattodea; Kalotermitidae. The coding region runs from base 31 to 921 and encodes 296 amino acids.
CCGUGUAGUAGCACGUAUUCGGCUUUCAACAUGAGCAGGGACGAGAGGCAGUGCUGUCGUAUAUGUGCUCAGAAGUGCAAUGCUUUGAUUUCUAUGUUCGGGGAAGAAGGAUUAUUCCGGAAACUGAUGUUGAAGCUGAGAUUCUGUCUCCAAAUAAUUGUUCUGGAAAGCGAUGAUUUGCCUAAAGUAAUAUGCAGGAAAUGUGUUGCAAAACUUGAAGUUUGCUUUGAAUUAAUGCAAGAACGCAUAAGAGGGCAAAAUGUAUUUCAAAGAAAAAUAUUCACCCAGCAGGUUCCAGUGAAUUGGAAACAUACAGAGGUGGAGAUGGAAUACAGUCAUGCAAAACAGUUAACAGUUACUCAACAGGAGGAACAAGGUUGUGAUGCACAUCAGGAUCUUUCUUCUCCCUCAGAAUGUGAACCAGAUCACUCAAAACAGUGCCACUGUGAACAAUGUGUUUCUCAAUAUGGAGGAUUGUCACUGUUAGCAGAAGUUGUUGACAAGAACAAGGCUGUUAGUGAUGCUUCUUGUAGUGGUUCUAGUCAUGUUACAUUUGAUGAAACUAAAACUGGCUAUUUAGAAGCAACAGCUGAAAGAGAGACACCAACACGUCAAACAAAAAAAAUAAUAUCUUGUGAAUUUUGUGGUAAAGUGUUCAAUCAUACAGGUGAUUUAAACAAACACAGGCGAAGGCACACAGGUGAACGUCCAUAUCCUUGCCCCCAGUGUGAUAAGCGCUUCAGUCAUGCCAGUAACUUACUUCGUCAUCAAAAGAUACACUCAGGAGAAACACCACACCAGUGUCCAAAUUGUGCCAGAAGAUUCAGUCGUAAAGACAAGAUGGUUAACCAUAUAAAAAAAUCUCGCUGGAAAAGAGGGUGCUGGGCAGAACACUGGGACCAAACAGGGAAGAAGUAUUAAAGAGACUGGAGAAAACUGUAUGAGGAACAUUAUAAUUGUUAUUCCUUGCCAAAUAUUAUGAGAAUGUUACAAAGGAUGAGAUGGCUGGGGCAUGUAGCAUGCAUCGGAGAAAAGAGAAAUGCAUGAGAGUUUUGGUAGGAAAACUUAUGGAAACACACCACUUGGAAGGCCUAAGCAUACAUAGGAGGUAAUAUUAAAAUGGAUCUUAAAGUACCAGAUGGGAGAAUGUAGACUAGAUUUAUCUCGGUGAGGACACAGAACAGUGGUGAACUCUUGUGAACACAAAAUAAACCUCUGGAUUCCAUAAAAUUCUGGGAAAUUCUGCAUUCAACUGAUGCAGAAUUAUACAUCAACACCACAUUAUCAUCUUCACCCCCUUUCUUCCUUUCUCUCCUGCCCUCCUUUCUCCACUAAUGAACUGAGUUACAUCUGCCACCCAAAUAUGUCAAUACUACAAAUUUUCAUGGAAACAGUGAGAAUGACAGCGUGCGCAUGCAUGCGCACACACACAAGCUCAAG